Molecule: messenger RNA, 1053 nt
Organism: Gryllus bimaculatus (two-spotted cricket)
Lineage: Eukaryota; Metazoa; Arthropoda; Insecta; Orthoptera; Gryllidae
Source: the annotation of a GenBank genome assembly
AUGGAGCUGACCGGUCGCCCGCGCGGAGCGCCGCCGCUGCCCGCCCUCGCCCUCGCCAUCGCCCUCGGCUUCGCCCUCGCCGCCCCCGCGGACGCCGCCAUCAAGCUCCCGAGCUACAUCAAAACCUGUUCUCGAAAUGACCCGAACUUGAAUGAGUGCGCUUUGAAGAACGGUAAAGCAGCGAUUCCAUAUCUACUUCCUGGGGACCCGAAGAUCAAGCUGCCGUCGCUGAACCCGCUGCGCGUGCAGGAGAUCCGCGUGGACCAGGAGGGCUCCGUGGGGCUCAACCUGCUGCUGCGUGACUUAGACAUCGUCGGUCUGGGGGAUGGAGACCUCCGCAGCGUAAGGUUCGACCCGAAGCAGCUCGUUCUGGACGUGCACUUGUUCGUGCCGCGGCUGCAGCUGCUGGGGAAGUACAACAUCUCGGGCCGCAUUCUCAUCAUCCCCAUCCACGGCAAGGGCGACGCCAACAUCACCCUCGACAAUGUGCCGCUCAACUACACGCUGCGCUUCGCCAUGGAGACGCGGAAGGGCAAGGAGUACCUGAAGGUGGUGGACAAGAACAUCGAAUUCGACGCGUCGCAAGCGCACUUCACCUUCGAGAACCUCUUCGACGGCGACGAGCGACUGCGGGCCAACGUGCGGCGGGUGGUGAACGAAAACUGGCGCCAGGUGAUCGAGGACAUCGGGCCGCCGGUGGUGAGCGCCAUCGGGGAGGUCGUGACGCAGCUGCUCAAGGGCUUCGUGUCUGCGGUGCCCUACGACGAGCUCUUCCCCGACACGCCCGCCUAGCGCAGCGGGGGCCAGGACGACACGGGGAACAUAUAAAAGCUUUAACGCUCGAUAAACGUACAAUCAGAUUCACACUACCUAAUUUCAAUGACAAUGUUAAGUCAUGCAUUUGAACAAUUCACCAGGGGACGUAUUUUAAAGAAUACAUGUUUCUAUAUGAGUGUAUCUACUUAAUUCAUUGAUUUGUGAAUUGUUUUGUGAAAAAUGUAAGCGAAUGAAACUUAUUUUAAUAAAUAAUGUUUGUGUAAAACUUGUUGGUUC